Molecule: messenger RNA, 483 nt
Organism: Melampsora larici-populina 98AG31
Lineage: Eukaryota; Fungi; Basidiomycota; Pucciniomycetes; Pucciniales; Melampsoraceae
Exons: 2
Coding region: 1-483 (160 amino acids)
Source: RefSeq, a predicted model, not a curated record
AUGCUAGCCUCGAGUCGCGCAGCUCAGCUGAGGCUUUGGCGCAAGAUUGCCUUGAAACAUCAUGAGGAGACUCAGCCGGACUCGAUUCUUGCCAUCUUUCUUCAGCUUGGUCUAUCAGAAAGUGCCAAUGGCCCUUUCUCAUUGGUCAACAAGCUCCUUGAAUCUUGCGUUCCUCAAGGAUUUGUAGUUCCAUCUGAUGAAGUUAUAGAGGUGAUUCAAGAUGAAGAAUCCCGACAUAAGUCUCAUCCUGUGGGACUUAUGGAUCUACCCCUUGAGGUUUUUGACAAGAUAAUUGAACAGCUUGAUUGCAUGGCUACUGUUCAAGGAUGGGAUAUUGCAGAUGAGAAGCGUGAAAAUAGGAUGUUGAUGUCCGGUCCAGGGGAUCGGGAACCAUACUUCACUUACUUUUACAAUCAUCCACCAAUUUUGAAUAGUUUUCAAACCUUUGCUCUUACUUCUUGUGAAAUAUAUGAAUGUUGUUGA